UUUUGGUUUCGUGACUAUUCUCUCAGUGUAAACUAUGAAACGUCAUUUUCCAAAAGAGUUGAGAUGAGACUGCUAGUCUGCUUGAGAUGAGAACACCUACUAUCCGUCCUACCGUACCGUGACAGUCAGCUGAUGGUAGAAGUAAGUGAGUGAUGCGCGUUUUCCUGUUUCUGUUCUCCGGCGUUUCACUACCCCCUGUCGACACACUGACAGCUCAGAAAACCUGAGCAUGACCGACCGGGCGUGUGUGUGUGUCGAGAGAGAGAAAGGGGUUUCAGCAGCAAGUCGAAAAUGAGCAGAUGAAUAAGGCAGACAAACUUGUGAGGACAUCUUAAUGCCAUACGGUUUGAGAAAAUUCAAAUUCAAAAUCCAUCAUCCUUGGUUCGGAUAUUUAACAUUUACCAAGACGGCGAAUGAAGGACGUCCCUGGAAUAAACCAAAGGAACUUAUAUGGAAAGGCAUGGAUGAAAGGAGACUGAGGUAGAAGCCGAUCUUGGUCUGCAGGGCCGACGACCGCAACGACAUCUGGAGUGAUUGCUGGUGCAGCCUGCAGGGCAGCAUCUGGCCGUGGCUGCGAUGGAGAGGCAUGAUCAUCCUCUCCCAGAUGUGUCCCACGGCUUUCCGGGCGAUCUGGAAGCCUCCAGCUCCUGAGUCCAAUUUAAUUUACUGCAAUCCACAAGAUCUUGAGGCAUCUCCCAAAUGGACUACAAAUAUGGCCGUCUUAGCCUCCCUGUCCAGGCUGAGGACUUCAAAAGGGGGCCUGUCCUGCAAAGCGUGGGCGAUAGGUCGAUGAGCCUGCUGGCUCUGGUGGAGGUGAACAGGGGGCAAUGGUGGCCCUGGGGCCACAAGAAGGUCAAGCUUUACAGUUUCCUGUUUGGACUGACAGUGGCCUUCCUGAUCACGGCAUCCUACGUCCUUAAUGGUGACAAGAAGGGUCUUCUGCUGACCCCGUCGCCAUACCACGUGCAGGUCGUGAGUAAUACAGGACAUCACCCUUAUAACCUGACCUUCAUCAGAGACUAUGCCAGUGUCAAAGAGGUGGUGAAGAGCAUUGUAGCCAAAGUGGAGUUCAGCCAUCGAAGAGUGCCUGACCUUAAACAGCUGCUGGAAAAUGAACCACAUAUAUUUUCCGUCAUCCCUCGGAAGUUCCUCACCAGCAUCAAAAACCCCUGCUGGUUCGAGGAGCACACUGGAAAUGGCACCGCUGACCCUUACGGGAAGAACGUGUACGCCCUCUACUCACGCCGCUUCCAGGCCAUCUACGAAUACCUGAGGAGCGCUUUAAGGGAACACCUGUACGAACAGGGAGGGAAACGGUACCGCCUGCGAUGCCUCCCUUACUUCUACAUCAUGGGUCAGCCUAAGUGUGGCACCACGGACCUGUACGACCGCCUACGCCGGCACCCCGACGUCCGCUUCACUACCAUGAAGGAGCCUCACUGGUGGACUAGAAAGAGAUUUGGUAUCAUUAGGCUGAGUGAUGGUUUCAAUGCUCGCUACCCCAUGAAGGACUACCUGGAUCUGCUUGACCUGGCAGCCUUUCAGAUUCACGACAAUCUCCUGGGAAACCGAUCCAAAGGUCGUGCCAAGCGGGACAUCAUUAUAGGUGAAGCCAGUGCUUCAACGAUGUGGGACAACAAUGCUUGGGUAUAUUUCUACCACAAUGGGACAGAGGAGGAGCCGCCAUUCUUGGUGCAGGACUUCAUCCACGCCGUCCAGCCUGAUGCCAAAUUCAUUGUGAUGCUCAGAGAUCCAGUCGAGAGACUCUACUCUGACUACUUGUACUUCGGCCUGGCCAACAAGUCAGUGGAGGACUUCCACGAGAGGGUGUCGGAGUCACUGCAGCUGUUGGAGGCGUGCCUGUCUGAGAGCUCCCUGCGUUCCUGUGUGUACAACACCUCCCUCAACGUCGCCAUGCCCGUAAGACUGCAGGUUGGCCUGUACAUAGUGUACUUACUGGACUGGAUGUCCGUUUACAGCAAAGAGCAGAUCCUAGUUCUUCGCCUGGAAGAUCAUGCAGCCAACUGCAAAAAAACAAUGCACAAAGUCUUCAGAUUCCUCAGUUUAGGAUCCCUGUCAGUGGAGAAGGAGGCUGAGAUCACUAGGAGUCCAGCGUCCAACACCAGGAGACCAGCUGACCUGCACCUGGGCCCCAUGCUGCCUGCAACCAGGGACCUCCUCCAGCAGUUUUACCAGCCCUUCAACCAGAGACUAGCCAAGAUGCUGCAGGACAAGGCCUUCCUAUGGACGCAACCCUGACAACAGGGACAAGGCCUUUCUAUGGACGCAACCCUGACAACAGGGACAAGGCCUUUCUAUGGACGCAACCCUGAGACCAGGGACAAGGCCUUUCUAUGGACGCAACCCUGAGAACAGGGACAAGGCCUUCCUAUAGACGCAACCCUAGGAACAGGGACCAGCCUCUCCUUAAACAGCGUUUUCAUAAAGACGUCUUUUGGGGUGACCUCCAGGUGGAACCACUCCAAUGUGACAGAGAUGCAAAAGACUUUUUGAAAAAGAAAAAACCUUUAUGACUACAGGGUUGUAUGGAGACGUGUAGACUCUGUGGGUGUCGAAGCUCCUCUACUGUCCUUGCCCGUAGUGUGGAACGCCAGCGAGUCCGUCUGUGUGAGGUUCCAAUGAAUGGCGAAAGCUGCCAGAUUCAAGAAACGUCCUUGAAUGUCUCUCCUAAUUUGCAAACUGCCUCUGCAGCAAGUCUCAAAUGCACAAAAAGAUAUAUUGAUGAGUGAGUAUUUCAGCAGAGAAAUAUGACUACUUGUGUGAGCUGCAUAUAUAUAUUCCUCUUGCAAGACCUUGGCGGUUGUUUUUGUAUCGGUGAGGAAGUAAGAUAAUGUAUAAGGAACACCAUGGGAAACGUCAUGAUUAACUCAAGACAUAUGUCCAAAUCUAAAAGGGGUGGUGUGUGUGGCUCUCCGUCUCCUUCAUUUGAAGUCGUGUCAUUAAGUCUAACAUCAACAUACAUCAGUCAGCGCUGUUUACUAUUCACCAUGCCUUUCAUGCAGAGUACCGGUAAUACAUUUGAAACGGAUGCACAAAUUAACGUGUGU
Messenger RNA from Clupea harengus (Atlantic herring), 3068 nucleotides. RefSeq names its product carbohydrate sulfotransferase 15a (gene chst15a). Gene Ontology annotation, biological process: hexose biosynthetic process. Gene Ontology annotation, molecular function: N-acetylgalactosamine 4-sulfate 6-O-sulfotransferase activity. The record is from RefSeq and is a predicted model, not a curated record. NCBI's taxonomy places the organism in Eukaryota, Metazoa, Chordata, Actinopteri, Clupeiformes, Clupeidae.